Messenger RNA from Ambispora gerdemannii, 507 nucleotides. The record is from the annotation of a GenBank genome assembly. NCBI's taxonomy places the organism in Eukaryota, Fungi, Glomeromycota, Glomeromycetes, Archaeosporales, Ambisporaceae.
AUGGCAGCAACUCUUGCAAUUGUCUCAAUUACUGAAUCCGUGCUUGGUGAAAUCUUAAAGGGUCUAGGUAGUGUUAAUAGAAAAACCGCCAUUACUAUUAAAAAUUAUUCAGCACAAAUUCUUGAUCAACAUAAUGUAUACUUUGAUUCUGGAACAUCUGAUUUGGGGCUCCCCGGUCCAGUCUUAAAAGAUGAAGGUUUGGUUUGGGGUGCUCGUAAGACUGCUGGUCCCGUAGCUACGGGAACUGUAGGAGUUUUUGUAUACCAUAUCAGAAAUCAAAAACAAUCUUUAGCCUUUAUGUGGAGUGUCCCAUUUGACUACAACAUCUACGAUAAUUUGUGGAAAAUUCAAGUUUAUGAUGAUUUAUACAAAAAAAUGCUCGAUGGCUCACCCAAUAAAGGAGACAGUAAAACUUACAAAAAAGACUUGGAUUUUGGUUGGCGUUAUGAGGGAUCGAUGGGAUCCUCUGGAACACCUUUUAUUGAUGUUAAGAUCUAUAAGAAUUGA